Rotaria sordida is the source of this 537-nucleotide messenger RNA. The record is from the annotation of a GenBank genome assembly. Lineage: Eukaryota; Metazoa; Rotifera; Eurotatoria; Philodinida; Philodinidae.
AUGGGCAUUUAUCAACUGGCAAAACGAGCAUACCACGAAGCAAUUGCUGCCAAUCCAAAUAAUGAAAUUACACUGGCAGAAAAUCUUCACUCGCUUGGUUUAGUUCAAUCUGAUGAAGGAAAGCACGAAGAAGCCAUGAUUUCAUAUAAUCGUGCUCUAGAAAUUCGAAAACGAUUGUUCCCACCUGUCCAUCCUGCUAUUGGUAAACUCUACAAUGAAAUGGGUGGUACAUAUCUUUCAAUCGGACGUUUAGAAGAGGCCUUAGAACACUUUCAAAAAACAAAAGCUAUUGAAGAAGAGUCCUUGCCAGAAAAUCAUAUAGAACGAGCACGUACUUUAAAUAAUAUCGGUGUCACACUAUUCAAGCUAGAUAGACCUGAAGAAGCACUCCCAUUUGUGGAUAAAGCAGUUGCAAUAUCUUGCAAUCUACUACCUGAUACUGAUUCACUUCGUAUCAUGUUUCAAAAGACGGCUGAUAUUGUGCGCAAGAGAGUUGACACUGGUAGUUGCGAAGGUGUCAGUGUUGGCGUGAAAUAA